AUGUGUCCCACGAUCCUCAGUCGCCUCGCCGACGGUCCCGCCAUGGUCCUCUCUCCCCAGGAACACGCCUUCGUUCAGUUCCCCUCGCACUCGCUCUUCGACACCCACGGCUACCCGGCCAGUCCCAGCUCUGUCUUUGCCAACAGUGACUCCUCCUUCCAGCCAGACUCCAAGCUCGCGUCCGCGGCUCCCGCGGCGGCACCCAAACCGUCCCGGAAGAGGUCGCGCGAUGACGCGGCUCUUGAAGAGGAUUUCCGCCAGGCAGCCCAACUCAAGCCUGCCCCCGAACCCGCGGAAGAACCAAUCUACGGCGAGGGAAUGGUGCUCCUGAACCCGCGCACAGGCAUCGCGCUCUCGGCCGAAAGCCAGACGGGCACCUGGUGCGAAGAACAGUCCGAAGCCCAACUGGCCGCUGCACCGCCGGUCUCGUCGCGGUCCGACGCGCUCUCCGCAGAUGCCGCCGAUCUCAGCCGCAAGUCCCAGCGGCUCGACCCCUCUGCUCCCGGCCUGGACGACAUCGCACUCGCCUCAAUGCGCCAACGCCUCAACGGAUCCAACGCGGACGACCAGCAUCGCACCCUGCACACGGGAACAACGCCGCCCUCUGAACCCCUUGUCGACGACGCCACCCGUCUCCUCGGCAUCAGCUGGCAAUGCAUCAACCCAGACGACGACAUGGCCCCUGCCGUGCGCGGCUGGACCAAGUACAUCGACAACCAGUACGCGGCGCACCUGCGCGACUCGCGGAUGCUCAUGAAAUCCCGCGCCCUCAACGCCUACCUCGUGGCUGCCACACCCAUCGGCGCCCCCGCACCGGCUUUCUACCUGUUCAGCGAAGACCUCGCCCACGCCCAGCUCGUCGCCUCGUCCUGGGAUGCUUGUUUGCAUAACCUGCGCUGCUCCCCGAUCGCCUUCCAGGGCCCCGGUCCCCUGACUGCCGCAGACCGCAACGACCUCCAAACCACCAACCCGCUCUCCGCCCCCGCUGCUGUCGAUCAAGGCGUGCCGCUCUUGCAGCAGGCUCUUUCGGCUCACUCGACUCCCGAGGGACUGAACGGAGGCGUCGACAUGGGGAUGGAGAUUGACUCAUAA
Penicillium riverlandense is the source of this 1092-nucleotide messenger RNA. RefSeq lists its product as uncharacterized. Bases 1 to 1092 code for a protein of 363 amino acids. The transcript has a single exon. The record is from RefSeq and is a predicted model, not a curated record. Lineage: Eukaryota; Fungi; Ascomycota; Eurotiomycetes; Eurotiales; Aspergillaceae.